Molecule: messenger RNA, 3458 nt
Organism: Oryzias latipes (Japanese medaka)
Lineage: Eukaryota; Metazoa; Chordata; Actinopteri; Beloniformes; Adrianichthyidae
Gene: msantd4
Product: Myb/SANT-like DNA-binding domain containing 4 with coiled-coils
Source: RefSeq, a predicted model, not a curated record
UACUCCAGGUAUAAAUCUCAAUUUCACCAAUGGUAACGCACUGUCAACAAAGUCCGACGGAUCUUGAAAGCAGCAUAGAAAUUGUAUUGCAACGAUGUUGUGAAUGCGGUCCAUUUGUGCGAGAGGAGGAUGACUGUAUUCUCCCAGCCGGCUGUACUCGCUCACCUGGCUGCUUCCAGUUUUAUGAAAUAAAGGAUUGAGCAUCCUGUGAGCUUUCUUAUGGAAACUACCUUGAAACAAUAAAUGCAUCGGAUCUAAAGUUCGUGUGAACUAUUCACACGAACUGAGAGCAAAGAAAGUCUCAGAUGCUGCUCUCCUCCAGCCUACCUGCUGGGAUCUCUGCUCUCAACACGUUUAUGUUCAGUAGAAGCUGCUUUUCCUGUAACAGCUGGGAUCUUUCCACGGGGAAGCCAAGAACUUCCCACUGACUACCCAAGUCCUUUGUGGAUGGGAACAUGCCGUUUAAUUCCUUCCCUGCUGCCAAACUGGAUUUCCUGCAGGUUAAGCAUUUGAAGAGGAAAAGGAAGAGCAACUACAGCGUUCGGGAAACACAGACUCUGAUCAGUGAGAUCCACAAGAGGAGAGAGGUGCUGUUCUCCAGACAGCAGAAUACAGCAAUCAAUGAACUGAAGAGGCGGGCAUGGGAGGAAGUGGCUCAGUGUGUGACCUCGCUGGGGGAGGGGGAGAUUCGCACGGCUGCUGAGGUAAAGCGUCGUUAUCUCGACUGGCGUGCACUGAUGAAGAAAAAAAGGCUAAAGACGGAGAUCUCUCUGUCUUCCUCCUCCCCGUCUCUGACCAUAAAGACGGAGUAUGAUCAUUCAUCACCGGAGCACGAAGCCGCCUCUGUGGGUUCUGGCUGUGAUCAGCUGCUGGACCUCUCAGGGUUCCCUAAAGACUGGCCGGAGCUGGAGACCCUUGGCGAGCAGAGUGAGAUGACCCCUCUGGACGUAAAGAUGGAAGAGGAGAUCAUUGAAAACAGACUGGACGUUGGUGUUGACGAUGAGGAGGAUUUCCCUCCUUUUUUCAGCUCCAUUGAAUCCCGUCCAGAGGGCCACGCCGGUGAUGCUUACCCCUACAGUGAAUUGGGUUCCUCCAAGGAGCCGACGUCCAGCACCAGCAGAGAUGUGCUGCUGGACGGAGGCCUGAUGGAGAAGCCGCCUGGGAAUGGUUUUGGGCAUCAUGAGAACGUGCGAGCGGGGAUUCUUCUCGCUGUGGAGAAGCAACGAUUGGAGCUGGAGAGGCAACGGCUGGCCAUAGAGACCGAACGCCUUUCUGUGGAGAAAGAGCGGCUAGCAGUGGAGAGGGACAGACUCCACCAAGUGGAGGUGGAAAAAGAGCGCCUGCACCUGGAGAAGGAGAGGCUACAGGUGGAAAGAGACCGGCUGAGGCUUCUGCUUGUUGGCCAGUCAGAGCAGAUCGACUCAUCUUUCAACUUUUCCCAGCAAGGCCCACCAUCCUCUUCCUCAUCUUUGUCCUCCUGUAGCAACCGGCAGGGGGUGAAGGGAAGCAAAGGCUGGAUGUCAGUGGUGGAUCUGGAGACUGAAAAGAUCAACCUGGAGAAGGAGAGGCUUAAUCUAGAGAAGGAAAGGCUGCAGUUCUUUAAGUUUGAGAGCGGGAGACUGCAAAUUGAAAGAGAACGUCUGCAAGUAGAAAAAGAGAGGAUGCAGCUGCAAGACAGUCAUUCAGUUAAAGGCUGAUAUGAACAAGACGAGGAAGACUAUGUGACAUUAUCCCAAUGUCUUCAGCAGCAGCAAGAAGAAAGAUUCAGGAUGUGCAAACUCUGGAUUUGGAGAUCAUGCAAGUUUAAAAUAAAACAAUGUCUUUUGAUAAAGAGGGAGACAUAAUUGGUGCAACAUUUAAAACAAGACAAAGCUUUAUAGUUAAAAAUACAUGUUUACCUUUUAGCAUACCCCCUCAUGGGUCACCACAAUGAAUCAGUUGUCACUGCUACGAUCCAUUUUUCUAAUCUGAGCAACUGGAUCACACCAAUAUUGUUCGUAAUUUUUGUUGGGAGGUUGGGAGUGUGAUGAGCUGUAAACUAGCAGGAGAGCAUGUGAACAGAGAGCUUUCAGCAAGGGGGAGGAGAAGGUGGGAAUAGUUUGCUCCAUGGUGACAGUCUUGCCCGCAGAGAGGAAUUUCUAAUGAUCUUCUGCUGCUCAGCAGAAAAUAUGUCCAAGAAAACAACACAGGUUUGAUUGAUUUUGGCUAAAAAUCGCAUAAUCAUAAUUCAAAGACCACUGGGAACACUUUUAAAAUAAAUCAAAAGAUUAUUAGAGAGAGUCUUUAGGUUCAAGAACCAUGCAGUGUUUAUAGUAAAUAAAUUAAAUCCAAAUGAAUGGUAGGUAAUGGAUUGUAACACACUUUUCAUAGAAAGGAUCUUUUUAUGGAAUCGUCGUGAUUUUAAUGUUUCAAACUGUAUGGCACAUUAAAAACAAAAGCACCAUGAAAGCCUUUCUAAAUUUAGAGUUGUUUCUGGAAACUUGUUCCACCUUUAGGCUUCAGACCAAAAUCUAUGUUAAUGAAGUGCAUUUUUAAUAUGCAUGUGGUUGUUAGGAAGCAGGAAGGAUGUUUUGUUCAUUUUCAGUCUGCAUGUUGCACAUUUUUAAUUUAAUACUGUAUAAGUAACAUUAUAUGAUUGAUAAAUAAUUGAUUAAUUAUUCUCACAUGAGGAUGUAUCUGCAUGAUUUUAGGACUGAAAUAAGAAUUAUUUUAUUGGAAAUCAGAAAUCCAAUUUAUAUCUAUUCACAUAGUAAACUUCCACUUUAACAAAAGCCUGCUAAAAAAAGUAAAUAAUAAUAGAUAAAGAAGAACUUUUAAAACAGAAAUUUAAAACAAAAAGUAUGAUUUAUAACAGAUCUUCAGUAUUUGUGUAACAGAAGAUAAUAGAAGGGAAAUAGCAAAUAAAGAAAAUACUUCCUUCAUAAAAAUGAAAUGAAGUAAUAAAUGAAAGAAAGGGUCGUGUUCAUGUCUGUUUGGAAUACACAGAAUGAACACAAAGCCAUUGUGAUUAUGAGAGAAGUGUUUUUGUUGUGAACAGUUUGUUUCCUGGCUGCUGCAGGUCUUUCACAUUCAUUUCUUGUUUCCUUAUUUUUUAACAGGCUCAGUGGACAGAGCGCAAGGCAGCUGAAAACAUCAGAAUCUGAGAGGAUGUACUUUACAAUUGCAUUUUGUAAAAAUUGGUUUCAGAGAAUCUGAACUUUUCUGUGAGGAGAAAACCCAUAUUCAUAACAUCUUCAGUGAGCCAAUAAUAGUAAAAGAAAGGGCAGCUAAACAUAAUAAUGUUGUCAUUUAUGCUUCACUUUUGAUGUCAACAAAAUAGGUUAAAUGUGUAUAAUUGAAAAAUAAAUGUUAUUACUGAUACACUUUGUUUUAUUGUUAUUAUUGUGUUCUGAUAAUUCAAUUUUAGUGACUAUUUUCUUUUUUUCAGCAAAAGUUAAUAAAUGUUGUCACUUUUUCAC